This is a messenger RNA of Dovyalis caffra, 366 nucleotides long. The record is from the annotation of a GenBank genome assembly. Lineage: Eukaryota; Viridiplantae; Streptophyta; Magnoliopsida; Malpighiales; Salicaceae.
AUGGCUUUUAAAGAUGUUCUUGUCACAUCAUUACUAAUUAUAACUGCACACGGACCAUCGGAUAAUGACCAUUGCCUAAAGAAGGCUCAAACCCUUGAAAUGGAUGUCGAAACUGUUGAGCAUAAAAAAGAGACCAUUCUACCCUUCAUCUCAUGCAAGUUAGCUAUUACACAUGGGGGUUUAGAGGCUAGACCCAUGAUCGGACCACCACUAGGACACAAUGCUGCUGAGAGCUGGACCACCAAGCAAUGUGGAAUUGGCCUCUCACCUAGUUUGGAAUCAAAAUGUCCAAUAGAUGGGAGAACACUGAUCCGUUGUCAAAAACCCAGUGUACAUACAUUAAUCAGAUUAAGAAAGUCAUCGUGA